GACAAGGUGGAAAGAAUGCCGCGUGCUCAGUAACCGCGCUGUUACUGCAAUGUUAGGGAGGUGUAGCGCUUUGACCGAAUGGGAAAGUGAUCUACGGAUAUGACAUGAGAGCCAUUUUUAAAUGCAAAUUAAUUGAGAUGAUGAGAUUAAUAAACAAUGAGGAAAGAAAUGAAUUGCUCGAAAAUGAUCAUUUGGACUAUAUAAUUAAUAAAUCGAUUAUGUUCAUGUUGUGACACCCAUUGUUCCCAUUUGUGUUCAGUUUCAAUAUUGGAAAUAAUUUAAACAAGUCACUUACAUAGACAGCGAAUGUAGAUAAUACCCAGGGCAUGAUAGGUAAUUUUUCUGAUUAUUUGUCUAAUCCUUCAAAAUCCUUUCAUAUAAAAUGCUAAUGAUGGAUAAAUUGAUAAUAUGUAUUGUAUGAUAUGACUGAUGGUAAUAGAAAAAUGUAUUGAAAUGGACACUGGAUUACUUGGAUCACUAACAUGGAUGCAAAUUAAAUUGGAUAUAAUGGAAUUAAAUGGGUAGAUGUAUCUGAAUUCUCAAAUAUGUCAUUUUCAUUUUGUAUUGUAUAAGUGAGUACGUUGCCUUGCCUCAAAAGAGAUAAUAUUGAAUGUUUGAAAGGAUCUGGUGCUGGUACUGUAUUAGCUGAUUAGUGUGCUGAGAACAGAGAGUCAUUGCGGACGCAGUAAAGAAAUCUCUCUGUUACGUGAAUAAAGCUGCCUUGAUUACCAAAUGUCUUGUGAGGAUUUACAUAUUUUAGAAAGCGAAGAUGACCUUUGGCACAUACAGAGUGACGAAUUUGUUCCAUCUAGUGACUCUGAUAAUGACAAUCUAGCAGAGUCAGACCUGUCAGACGAGGAUGAGGAACUAGAGUCAGAAGACCUGGAGUACAGUGAAGAUGAAGUAGCGACAAGUACACCAUCGGGAUGUCCACGAAUUCAAAACCAUCGAGAACAAGAAGAAUGGGAAACACCGCCCAGCGCCAAAAAAGGCCGCCACUCACUUUUAUCUAGUAAGCGUCCUGUUUACAACUGGACAAAAUCUUUUAAGGGAAGAUCCAUCGAGCAAUUCGGCGGUCAACGAGGAGUAACCACCCGCCAGCUAACUCAGACGUCUACUCCCAUUGACUGUUUUUUACAUUUUUUCAACUCCACUGUACUUCAGUUCAUCGCCGACAUGACAAAUCUCAACGCUGUCCGAAAAAUACACGGGCAGUCUGUUGACAAAAAUUGUGAAGGAAGAGAAUGGAAAGCUGUCGAUGUGGAGGAAAUGAAAGCUUUCAUUGGUUUGCUUAUUGCAAUGGGGAUAAUUCAUCUUCCAAAUCUUCAUAUGUAUUGGCAAAGGAAGAAUUGGGUAUUCGAUGUGCCCAGUUUCAACAAAAUUAUGCCAAGAGACCGAUUCAUUGAUUUGUAUGGAUAUCUUCAUUUUUGUGACGAAGCUUUGGUGCGUACAUCCGAUGAUCGGAAAAAUGACAAAUUGUUCAAAAUUCGUGGAUUAUUGUCGCAUGUAUUGCCCUUGUUUGAAAGCUGCUACACGCCAGGCAGAGACAUUGCAAUUGACGAAACUUUAAUACCAUUCAAGGGCAAAAUUAGUUUUCGUCAAUUCAUUAAAAGAAAAAGGGCGCGGUAUGGAAUCAAGGUUUGGGUGUUGGCCGAAUCUUUAACAGGAUAUGUGUCAAGGCUUCAAAUUUAUACCGGCAAGGAUCCGACAGCUGGCCCAGAAACAGGACUGGCCAAGCGGGUGGUAAAGUAUUUGAUCAAUCCGUAUGAGGGAUUGCAUCAUCAUCUGUAUGUCGAUAAUUUUUAUACUAGCGCGGAACUCUUUGAAUACCUUCUUUCAAAAGGUGUUUACGCUUGUGGAACUUCCAAAGGUAAUGCUGCGAGCUUUCCAAAGGAGCUCAUUGUGAAGCAGGCGAGAGCAAUACCCAGAGGCACAAGCGACUGGCGCAUGUCUGGACAAUUACUUGCACAAUCAUGGGUCGAUAAUAGAAUGGUCUAUUAUUUGUCCACGAUACAUAAGCCAGAAUAUGAUUUGAACGAUGACGGGGAAAAGACUGUGAAAAGGAAGGGAAGUCGUCGUGCAUCUAGUUUUGUUGAAAUACCAUGUCCGCCGUUACUCAAAGACUACAAUAAGUACAUGGGCGGUGUGGAUUUGUCGAAUCAAAUGCGAAAGUACUAUAAUUUAACAAGGAAAUCAAGGGUGUGGUAUCGCAAAAUAUUUUCGUAUUUACUGGAAGUAGCUGUACAUAAUGCCAGGGUGGUCUUUGAAAACCUUGCAGGACAGAGAUGUGGCGGAGGCGAGUUUAGAAUGGAGCUAGUUGUUGCUCUUAUUGGAAGUCAUCGAGCUUCUUUAAGGCAUGGAGUUCUAACGCCUGCAUCAAUAACGAGACUGCACAAUGUGGGAUCUCACUUUCCGAUAUCCACCGGUUGCCUAAGGCUUUGCCCAGUUUGCGCAAAAAAGAGUCGGAUAUCGGCUACCAUUAGAGAAGGCACGAUUCCGAGAAGCUCCAUAAAAUGCGGCGAUUGUGACGUUCAUCUUUGUGUUCGCGAAAACAGGUUCUGCUUUCGUGAUUGGCACACAAAGGUUGAGUAUUGGAGAUGAGGUUUGAGAUAUAUUAGGAGACUAUACGCAGUGUUCCACCUUUCCAUCCGAAAUGAACAAUUAACAAAUCUAGAAAAAACAAAAUUGGGGAUUUUGUUCACUCACGCGUUCAGUAUUGCCGGGCGGUGGAAAAAAAUGUUCGAAGGCACUUACAUUUGCAGAAGUACUUUUUCCGUUAUGAAUAGUUUGGAAAAAAUACACUAAAUGUAGAUAUAAAGAACUUCUGCAGAUUUUAGUAAGGUUUUUGCAUGUUUUAGCUUGAUAAAUGACGAAUACCAAUUCAUGUAUUUGCACAAUAAUUUUUUUUUGUAUUGCA
Molecule: messenger RNA, 2917 nt
Organism: Styela clava
Lineage: Eukaryota; Metazoa; Chordata; Ascidiacea; Stolidobranchia; Styelidae
Source: RefSeq, a predicted model, not a curated record